This is a messenger RNA of Fomitiporia mediterranea MF3/22, 1737 nucleotides long. RefSeq lists its product as uncharacterized. NCBI's taxonomy places the organism in Eukaryota, Fungi, Basidiomycota, Agaricomycetes, Hymenochaetales, Hymenochaetaceae. Bases 1 to 1737 code for a protein of 578 amino acids. The record is from RefSeq and is a predicted model, not a curated record. The transcript has 10 exons.
AUGGAUUUCUCCCCUCAGCUCGCAACUGGUGCUUGUGCUCUUCCUGCUCUCCUCCUUGCCUGGCGUCUAGGUGGCUCGUAUCUGGACAAACUCUUCACUCGCAAGUUUACAGUUCUUAAUGACCUUGAGAAUCUUGGCCCGCAACAUGCCAGGCCACAAGAGAAGAGAAUAAGAGGCACGGCGGUCAUCUGUGGUGGGAGCAUAGCUGGACUAUGGACUGCGCUUGUUGCUGCUGAUCACUUUGAGGACGUUCUCAUCGUAGAGCCUGAAGCUUGGGUCCUCACUGAAGAAGGUACAAGCAACACGUUCGACAAGGAUGGUGUCUAUGUGGAUAAAAGCAGGCAGAGCGCCCGUUCGCGAGUCAUGCAAUAUCAUGCAGACCAUGUUUUCCAACCCAUCGCCCUCGAUGCGCUGAGGAAGUUCUUCCCGAACGUAGAUGAUGAGAUUAGAAGCACUGAUGGAUGUAUAUGCAACAGGAUCUCCAAGUACGAUGUAAACGUCUACUGCCAUGGACGCAAGAUCAUGGACCUCCCUAAAGACGAGUACCCGGAUGGCAAAUACCCAGAAUGCUUCUUUAUGUCACGCGAAAUAUAUGAGCGUCUGCUCCGACGUCUUGUUCUGGGAUAUUCAAAUCGCAUUCGUACUAAAGUCGCGACCGCAACGGCACUAAACACUCUUCCUGGGGACCCGAUGACGAUUGCAUCAGUCACCGUUCGAUCUUCUGAUGGUCUAAUAGAAGAAAUCCCAGCUACUAUUGUUAUGGAUUGUACAGGCAGUACGCAAGCAGGCCUAAAGUGGCUUCUCCGCAUUGCGACCGACCCCACGAAUUCUCAAGUUCUUGAACGCCACAUCCCAUCAGGGGCACUAGCAUGGGAUGACGUGAAGAUUGAAUAUAAUACAGCUCAAAAGUAUAUCCGAUAUAGGUUCCAUGUUCCCCCGGAGGCUCGGGCACGUUUACCUAUCCCCGGUGGUUAUGAUAAUGUCCCAUGGAUGUACACGUACAUGCCAGUCCCCAAGAAAGAGAACAAGUUAUUUAUGAUUAACCGGAUUGAAGGUCACCGAAUUGAACUUGCCUUCGGCGGAUGGGGUGAACCACCGCUCCCGAUGGACGUCACGGAGAUCGCAGAUUGGUACAGAGGCUUUGAAGAUGAUCACCAUAAGGUGCCAGAUUGGUUCUUCCCGUUCCUCGAUAUCUUGAUGGAACAGAAGGAUACUUGUGAAGUCUCUACGGGAAGAUAUCCGAAUCUAUCUUGGAUUCGAUUCGAACAAGCACCAUACAUCCCGCACAAUUUCAUCGCAAUUGGGGAUUCAGUCAUGCGUCCUAAUCCCACUUUCGGCCAAGGAUGUUCAAAGUGUACCGUUGGUGCCGUCGCCCUUGAUGCAAUGCUGAAAUCCACGAAGUUCGCCGAGUCGACGAAGAUUCCUCCGAACUUUGGACGCGAUUUCUUUAUUAUGCACAAGGAUAAGAUUCAAGGCAUUUGGGAUGGCACGAAACCGACAGACUAUUCAUGGGACACUACCACUCCCGUAAAGGGUGAGAAGAACAGCGACGAAUGGUUAAUGGGUGGUGUUGGCAAUAUCGUUAUGGAACUAGCGGGUAUGGACAAGGAGAUCGAUAACGCUCUUUACAAAGUUCGCUUCUUUAUGGCACCGCCGACUGCGUUGAUGACACCAUAUUUGCUGUCAAAGGUGCUCCUCUUUACUAUUCGCAAAAAACUUGGCGUGAUUCAGUCAUGA